Penicillium vulpinum is the source of this 453-nucleotide messenger RNA. Its product is annotated as actin-binding ADF family protein. Gene Ontology annotation, biological process: actin filament depolymerization; actin filament severing; cell motility. Gene Ontology annotation, cellular component: actin cortical patch; actin cytoskeleton; cytoplasm. Bases 1 to 453 code for a protein of 150 amino acids. The transcript has 5 exons. Gene Ontology annotation, molecular function: actin filament binding. The record is from RefSeq and is a predicted model, not a curated record. NCBI's taxonomy places the organism in Eukaryota, Fungi, Ascomycota, Eurotiomycetes, Eurotiales, Aspergillaceae.
AUGUCGAAUCCAUCGGGUAUUUCUAUCGCAGAUGAAUGCAUAUCUGCAUUCAAUCAGCUCCGAUCAGGGCCAGAAGCUAUUAGACCCAAAUUCAUCAUCUACAAGAUCUCCGACGACAACAAGAGCAUUGUAGUUGAGGAAACAUCCACGGCGAAAGACUACGAGGUCUUCCUCCAGAAGCUAUCUGCUGCAGUGGACAAAGACGGCAACCCUGCUCCACGGUAUGCCAUCUAUGACAUGGAGUAUGAUCUUGGGAGCGAAGGAAAGCGUAAGAAGACCGUAUUCGUCCAUUGGGGUCCUUGCCAUGCGCCUAUCAAGCUGUGCAUGCUCUAUGCUAGUAGUAUGCAGCAAUUCAAAAGAGCGUUCGAUCUCAACACAUCGGUUUAUGCAGAUGGCCUGGAAGAGCUUGAAUGGGCGGUCGUCUUGAAGGAGGUCAGUGGGGGCCAAGCAUAG